This is a messenger RNA of Radiomyces spectabilis, 879 nucleotides long. RefSeq lists its product as uncharacterized. Bases 1 to 879 code for a protein of 292 amino acids. The record is from RefSeq and is a predicted model, not a curated record. The transcript is spliced from 3 exons. Lineage: Eukaryota; Fungi; Mucoromycota; Mucoromycetes; Mucorales; Radiomycetaceae.
AUGGCAAUGUCAAUCUUUGGGAAAGAACUCCUGGAUAAUUUGACACAUACAUUGCGGACGGACGCUGUAGAUUACAACAUCGGUUUGCCAGACGCUGUAUAUUUGGAGGUCUCAAAGCUAAUCACUGCGCUGAGCAUGAACGAAACCACGGCCGACGAAGUCAUCCUUCAGAUCAUGAUUAUUAGCGCACCAUUACCCUACGGUCAAUGCCGCCUUUUGAGAGGUUUAGCCAACAUGAUCCAAAAGCUGCCUGACACACCUGCCGCCAAAAACUGUAUCAAGGAAAUGGCUUUAUGGAGCACAUUUUAUGAUCCCAUGCUAUCAUGCCUCCUUGCCGAUCCUUCCCGAAAAGUGCACUUGCAAUGGGUUGACACAAUUCCAGCCGAAGGUGGCCAGUCGCGGCCAGAUGCAGUAAUUGUGGAGAAACAGCAGAGACUCUUUGUGCGAUCCCGCGGGUAUGGAGAAGCCAAAGCUGAAGGAAGAAGCCCGCAUGACAUUUCAGUGGAUUUCAUCCGUCUCGCAGUGUUCAGUAAGGACACCAUCGAUGUACACCAAUUGGAUUCCGCCAUUGGUUUCCAAAUUCACGGCUUCAUCAUCACCUUCUACCUAUCCCAACUUCUCCCAUCUGGAGUGAACGUCAUGUUCGAGAUUGCGCGAAUCAGCUUUCCGCGGUCGUUAGAGGGAUUGCCCGCGUUUUUUAAUCUUCGUAACGUCCACUUGUUACUCGCAAUUAAUGAUGUGUUUUGGCGUCUCUGUGUCGUGUCCAGCAACCGCGCCGCGAUUGCUAACCGAUAUCGUUCAACUCCAAGCAAUUGGCAAGAUUUUGUGGACAACCGUCAAGAUUCCUUGCGUAUGCCGUCACUACGUAUUGACCAGUAG